AUGGCCGCCCACCCAAUCCCCUCUGCAGACCUCUAUGGGCGCCGGCCCCCGCCGGCCUUCACCAAGUUCCCUGCUCGCAAUGUCUACCAGUACAGCAUAACGAACCUUUAUGUGCAACAUCGGUAUAGGACCUCUACCACCAAAGAGGCCCCCGGCCUGCCCCGCAAACAAAAGAACGGGGCAGAUGCGGCCAGUGUGGAAACUUCCACACUGGCGAGUGCUGGCCCCUCUGUGGGCAAUGCGGGCGCCGCCAUCUCAAGUCCCGCCUACGGCAAGCCAUUGGGAGAAAACUGA
Messenger RNA from Aspergillus thermomutatus, 294 nucleotides. RefSeq lists its product as uncharacterized. Lineage: Eukaryota; Fungi; Ascomycota; Eurotiomycetes; Eurotiales; Aspergillaceae. The transcript is spliced from 3 exons. The record is from RefSeq and is a predicted model, not a curated record. Bases 1 to 294 code for a protein of 97 amino acids.